UUGACAACAUAACGGAUUUGCCAAACCUUGCAUCAUGUGUAAUUAAAUGGGAGUAAUGAUAAGUCACUCUGAAGCCAGCACACACCCAUGCAGUAAAACGUAUGGGUUAAAGGUAUUCAUAUACACAUUGGGAAACUGGCGUUUGUAAAUUUGAAUGGACGAUACUUGACGUGGGCUACGUUGACUACGUUGGCAAGCUAGCUGGCUUGGAAGCUGACAUCCACCUGCAUCCAGAGGUUUAAGCAACGUCUUCUCUGAUCACCGUUAAGGAGCAUGGAGACGUCCAGUCAUGAUAGAAUCAUGUCAAGAUCCUGUUGGAAAUAAGGCAUAAAACAGGUCUCUAUAAAACGGUGGAUAGUUUUUGCAGAAGAUCCUCAGCCAUCUCUUUGUGGAUUUUUCCCCAAUGGAAUGCAGAGAAAUAAAUAGUAAUUCAGCUACUUCAAAGAAGAAGCAUACCUCUCUAUCUGUGAAAAGAUGCAAAUCCAACAGCCAAACCCAUAGCUGGGUAUCAGUGAUGGAGAUCUGAGGCAAGACAAACUGUCUCAUUUUAAUUGUCCCAGUGCAGGCUCUUGGAGUAGCUGACGCAUGUCCCGAAUCAGGACCACGCUGGACACCGUCUCCAAAGCAGUCAGCGGAACGGUGAGUGGAACUGACUUCCUCUCUAAGAUCACAAGGCUGAGGCCCGGCACUACCACCACUGCCACCGUUGGUGCCGUGGAGGUCCAUGUGCCCAGCCCUGGUGACCAGGAGGCAGCAACUGUUGCCGUGACCGCAACGGCAGUUCGAUCGGCCGUCGCCAUAGAGGAGCCUGAGCGAGAGAAGAUGCACGAGAAGGAAGUUCCGGAGCAGGCGGAAGCGCCUCAAAUCCAGGCAAGAGAGAAGCUGAAAAUCAGCCUAGCCUCUCAGGCCGGCACUGUGUCGUCGUCGGUGGCCAAGCAGACCUUCCAGCGCUUACAGCCGGCUGCGUUCUCCACCAACAUGGACGAGACCUACAGCCACCUCUCCCAGCACGUCAACACCUACUUUGGCACUGAUGCCCCCCCGGAUCCAGCAGAGAACCAAUGGGCCCAGCAAAGGAAAAGCCAAGAACCUUCAGCUCCCGGGCCUCAACUACACCCGUCUCUGAACCAGGAGCAUAUACCGGUCCUGAUGCCUGUAGCGGGGAAAAUGCCCAUGCAGACUUCCCCUGAUUUGCCCUCUAUCGAGCACAGUAGCCCCCCUCCUACCACCCCUGUUGCCCCCAAGCCGGAGGAUGUUGCCCCAGUGCCCCCACCCUCCCCCAGGAGGGGCAUCAGCCACUACCUCUCCUACCCCAGGCCCAGCGUGCAGAGCUUUGUGGGCAGCUACAUCACCCCGCUGGUACCCAAGUUCCGUUCGGCGGACUCCCAGAGUGCCUCGGGUAAAAAGGACAAGCAGCCGGCCGCCUCGGCCCAGAUGGCCUCACUGGAGGGGAAGGAGAAGAGCAAAGAGGAGAAGGAGGCGGAGGACAAGGCCCAAAGACUGCUGUCUCAGAGAGAGAGGAUCAUAGCACGUGCGAGUGUGGACAACAGGACGAGGGCUCUGGUGCAGGCCCUGCAGAAAGUGACCGACGUGAAAGUCACCGUGAGCCGAGUGGAAGACCUCAGCUACCAUCUAAUGGAUUUCCCAGAGACCAGAGGGGUGGCUGUCAAGGAGCGAGUGAUCCCGUGUUUGCUGAAGCUCAGGCAGGCGCGGAACCCAAGCCUGCAGGCUGCGGUGAGGCAGGCGCUGGCCGUGGUGGGCUACACAGACCCGGUCAAAGGUCGCGGCAUCAGGGUGCUGUCCAUCGACGGAGGAGGAACCAGGGGUUUGGUGGCUCUGCAGACUCUGCGUAAGUUGGAGAUCCUGACAGGCAAACCCAUCUAUCAGCUGUUUGACUACAUCUGUGGAGUCAGUACAGGCGCCAUCUUGGCUUUCAUGGUAGGGGUGUUCCAGAUCCCCCUGGACGAAUGUGAGGAGAUGUAUAGGAAACUGGGUUCCGAUGUCUUCAAGCAGAACCUCAUUGUGGGAACCGUGAAGAUGGGAUGGAGCCACGCGUACUACGACAGCGAGAUUUGGGAGAACAUCCUUAAAGAGAGAAUGGGUGAUGGUCUCAUGAUUGACACAGCCCAGAAUCCGAAAUGUCCUAAGGUGUCAGCAGUGAGCACGCUGGUGAACCGCGGCCUGCCUCUGAAGGCCUACGUGUUCAGGAACUACAACAUGCUGCCUGGUGUGCGCUCCCACUACCUGGGCGGCUGCCAGCACAAAAUGUGGCAAGCCAUACGCGCCUCCUCCGCCGCCCCGGGGUUCUUCCAGGAGUGCAUGCUGGGAAACGACCUGCACCAGGACGGCGGCCUGCUGAUCAACAACCCCACUGCGCUGGCCAUCCACGAGUGUAAGAACCUGUGGCCCAACACGCCCCUGCAGUGUGUGGUGUCCCUGGGCACCGGCCGCUACGAGACGGGCAGCAAGAACAGCGCCACCUACACCAGCCUCAAGGCCAAGAUCACCAACGUCAUCAGCAGCGCCACAGACACUGAGGAGGUCCACACCAUGCUGGACGCCCUGCUGCCGCCGGAGACCUACUUCCGCUUUAACCCGUACAUGAGCGAGGACAUCCCGCUGGACGAGAGCCGCCGCGAGAAGCUCAACUUCCUGCUGGAGGAGGGACGCCGCUACCUGGAGCGCAACGACGUCAAGCUGCGCAAGGCGGCCAGUGUGCUCACCCAGGAGAAGGGUGUCGUCCAGCGCGCCGCCGAGUGGCUCCAGCUCAAGGCCGACAUGUACGACGGCCUGCCUUUCCUCUCCAAACUCUAGCGCCCCCUGGAGUACAGGAGGUGGUAGUGCAGUGGACACAAGGGUCCUCAAGUUCAGGGGUGCUUGUUGACUGGAGUCGAAGGGCUAGCGUAGUGUAACACUAACGCCAUUGUGCAGCUUCACAUGAUUUUUAAUCUUUCUGGCGAUUUGAAGCGGUCCUUCCCCGUAAUCCGGGGAACCUAUUGUCGAGCACGGUCCUAACGUUGCUCCCAAGGUCAGAUGAGAAUUCUUUUUUAUUUUUUUUUAUUCGUAAUUCCACGCAGGCCUUCGUGAGAGAGGGCUCUUUAACUGAUUGCCACUGGGAUCAUUGGCAGAACUGCCUAUGCCAAGACUGCACAUCACUGUAGUGAGAUGGGCUCCCUUUUAACACCCAUCCUGACUCGUCUAAACACACGCUGCUGUUGCCCUUGCUGAGUCGUGUGCAGUGGCCCAGAAAUAACUCACUCGACUUGACUGACACUCAAAUUCAUCAUGAAUUCAUCAUGUUGUGUUAUUGUGAAAGCAGGUUCGCUGCAGUGACGUGUCAUCUCUUAAUUACUGUAUGUCAAAAUCAUUUCAGAUUAUGCACACAUCUCUUGUAUGAUUCGUGUGUGUGUGUCAUGCACUUUCACUGGCAUGUACUGUAGUUUUACAUAACAAAAAGCCCUUAUCAAGUAACCGUUUCAAAUAGUGAGACAAAUAAUUUCACUGGUUUUGAAAAGGAAACAUCUCCACUUAAUUUAUUUAAUAAUUAUUAUUUUAUUUUAUGUUUUGUUUUUAUUUUCUUUAGGAACAGAGAACCAUAAAAUUACCUUGAAAGGUCUUAUAUUCCAGCUACUUGACUUCUAUUCUGCUGGAGUAAGCACUACUCUUUAAGCACUAAAACCAUCUGCUGUACAGCAUUGCUCAUCCUCUGUAUAUAGUAUGCACUAAAAUGAUAGUGAAAUGAUGGAUGCUGAUCACACUAUAGUAGAUUUUAUUGCAAGUAUUCUGCAAUUUCCAUUUGAAUGUAUUGUUUGUGUUCAUGAAUCAUCCAACUUGAAACUGUAAAAAACAAAUCAACAAACUGACACUCAAACCACUGGCAGUAGACCACAGGUUUCUUCAUUCAGAGCAAGUGAAAUAAAAAACCUGUCUCGGAUUCUAAACAA
This is a messenger RNA of Alosa alosa (allis shad), 3944 nucleotides long. It is a transcript of the gene pnpla8, whose product is annotated as patatin-like phospholipase domain containing 8. Gene Ontology annotation, cellular component: membrane. The coding region runs from base 586 to 2814 and encodes 742 amino acids. NCBI's taxonomy places the organism in Eukaryota, Metazoa, Chordata, Actinopteri, Clupeiformes, Clupeidae. The record is from RefSeq and is a predicted model, not a curated record. Gene Ontology annotation, biological process: arachidonate metabolic process. The transcript has 10 exons.